CGCCUCGCAGUGCAUGCCUGAUAUCGUACAACGUUCGCUUACACAUUCGAACGCCGGAAAAGUUUAAAAAUUAAAAAAAAACAACAAAUGUAAUGUAGUGGUAAAUUUUUUAGUGCCAGAUCUAAAUAUGUAAGACCUAUUUUUGUUGUGAAAGUUGUCGAAAAAGUUUUAAUUGUGUGUUAAAUGAAAAUUAAUUUUGUUAAUUUUGUAUUAGUGAAUAUUUCUGAUCUUUUGCCAGCUUCUGGAAACGAAAAUUUACUUGCAAGGAAUAACACGCAAUAAAGAGAGAAGCAAUUUAUAUGUUGAUGUGAGAUCAUUACGAUGCAUGACGUGACGUAUUAAGAUGCUGUGAACUUAACAGAAGAUAGAGCAGGAAAAUUGAAACGUUGAGCAUGACUAAUUAAAUAAAUAUCAUCACAAUGACAAUCAAAAUGUCAAUAUUAACUAUUUUAAUUUGUAAUCUAUGUGUUAGUGCUCAGAGUAGUGGUAGCAAAACAUUUAUAAAUGAAACAUUUUUUAAUGACAUAGAUAGUAUAAUAAAUGCAAAAUAUAUUAAAGGUAGUAACGAAGGAAAAUUCGACAAUUCAGUUUUCACAAAUAUAAAAAGUGAUCUAAGGCAUAAAAGAAACUUAAACGCUAGUGAUAUAAGAAACGAAAAUAUAACCGAUACGAUAAAUAAAGAAAGUUCAAAAUUAGAUUUGAACGAUAAAGACAAAAUGGUUGCCGAUAGAUCUAAUACAAAUGAAGAUACAACAACGACCGAAUACUUUGAAGGGAACUUCACUGAAGAACCUUGUGUUGGUGAUCGUGAAUAUUGUAAUAUGUCAAGAGAAGAAUAUUUAGAAAUGUUAAACGAUUAUAUAUACCCACAACCGUAUCAAUGGGUUCUCAUAGCAACGCAUGCCAUAGUCUUCGUAAUAGGAUUGAUUGGGAAUGCUUUGGUUUGCACAGCAGUGUACAGAAAUCAUUCCAUGAGAACUGUUACCAACUAUUUUAUAGUAAAUCUUGCGGUAGCUGAUUUCAUGGUUAUCUUGAUAUGUUUGCCUCCGACCGUUCUGUGGGACGUUACUAAGACAUGGUUCUUCGGAACUGCAAUGUGCAGGAUCGUACUUUAUUUUCAGUCCGUAUCAGUGACGGUGUCGGUGCUGACUCUGACGUUCAUCUCAGUGGACCGGUGGUACGCCAUUUGCUUCCCUCUCAAGUUUAAAUCCACCACAAGUCGCGCGAAGACCGCAAUACUUAUCAUCUGGGUGCUGUCUUUACUUUUCAAUGUACCUGAAUUCGUCGUGCUCCAAGUGCAGAAGAACAUGGAGCUGCGAUUCGACGCGCAAUACUUCAUGCAAUGUACACCUACGUGGUCAGACGAAAGUGAUCUUAAAUGGCAUAUUAUAAAGGCGCUUUUCCUUUACACGUUCCCACUUCUCCUGAUGAUGAUUGCGUAUUGGCAGAUCGUCAGAGUUCUGUGGAGGUCGGACAAUAUUCCUGGACACACUGAAUCUCAUACACUUUGCCCGGCCAGCGGACAAAAUAAUUGGUUGGCUGCCAACAGACGGACAACUCCAUCAAUCCACGCCAACGCUUCCACCGAGGGCCAACUUCGUUCCCGACGGAAGGCCGCCAAGAUGCUCGUAGCUGUUGUGAUCAUGUUCGCAGUCUGCUAUUUUCCAGUUCACCUGCUUUCUGUUCUGAGGGUCGCCUAUGAAGUGAAGCAAUCCGAAAUAAUGACCUGCAUAGCUUUGAUCUCUCACGUGAUGUGCUACGCCAACUCCGCCGUAAAUCCUCUCAUCUACAACUUCAUGAGUGGCAAAUUCCGUCGAGAAUUCCACAGAUCGUACUUCAAAUGUUUUUGCUGUUGCCACACUUCACCUACACCAGAACAGAACGGUACUUCCUUCGCACCGAUAGGUAGCUCACGAGCUGGCACCACCAGGACUGUUGUCAGACGGAACGACUCUUGUGUCAGUUACAGAUUGACCCACCUCUCCCCCUCAAACCACAACAGCAUAAAACGAGACAUCGGAAGGAAUACGAACACGUCAUUCAUCGAACACUUGAAUGGAAACCGAAGACUUAAAGGUCGUGAUGAUUCCAUUAGUGAAUCUGCUCGUUUUACCCUAACCACGGAUAUCAGGGAUUGACAUUUAGGCAGGGACCUUCUCGUUUACACAGAUAGAAACCGUGACAUCGGCUACAUAGCCAGAAGUACAAACAGCAUUGAUUGUAAACCCUACUACGACUGUUUCAAAGGUCAAGGACCGAGUGGUUGCAAUGCCAAGGUUUCCGAGAAAAUAGAAAUAGAAAGACACAGUGACACAUACGCUGAUUAUCGUGAAUGUGAUAACGAACUGAGAGAACUUUACACUGUUGACGAAACGAAAAACGGGUUUAAAUUUAAAUUUAAUCGUAGUUUAAAUAGUCAGAUCACAAACAAGAAGAAACUUAAUAUGGUAUUUUAAAAAGUAUCAAGAUUUUUAUGACAGGAUGUAUUGAUGUAAAUAUUAUCUGUAAAUUUAAUAACUCAAUCAGCACUUUAAUUGCUGUCAUAUCGUAU
Vanessa tameamea is the source of this 2551-nucleotide messenger RNA. Its product is annotated as orexin/Hypocretin receptor type 1-like. Bases 420 to 2138 code for a protein of 572 amino acids. Gene Ontology annotation, cellular component: membrane. Lineage: Eukaryota; Metazoa; Arthropoda; Insecta; Lepidoptera; Nymphalidae. Gene Ontology annotation, biological process: G protein-coupled receptor signaling pathway; feeding behavior. Gene Ontology annotation, molecular function: orexin receptor activity. The record is from RefSeq and is a predicted model, not a curated record. The transcript is spliced from 9 exons.